Acytostelium subglobosum LB1 is the source of this 1737-nucleotide messenger RNA. RefSeq lists its product as hypothetical. Gene Ontology annotation, biological process: intracellular manganese ion homeostasis; iron ion transport. NCBI's taxonomy places the organism in Eukaryota, Evosea, Eumycetozoa, Acytosteliales, Acytosteliaceae. The transcript has 5 exons. Gene Ontology annotation, molecular function: manganese ion transmembrane transporter activity; cadmium ion transmembrane transporter activity. Gene Ontology annotation, cellular component: membrane. Bases 1 to 1737 code for a protein of 578 amino acids. The record is from RefSeq and is a predicted model, not a curated record.
AUGGUCGAAUCAAAUAAUAAUAAUAAUGAUGUUCCACCAACACCAGAUAUUCAACAACAACAUGAUCACGAUGUUGAUCAUGAUGAAAGGAAAUAUCAUAAUCAGAAUAGUAUAGAGAGUAUAGAGUUGGAUAUAUUAUCAUCAUCACCAAAUAAGAAUAACGAUCAUGAAUGCAACGACGAAGAAUACCAAGACGACUUGGAUAUAGGUGCAGACGAAAUCGAAUCAACAACAUAUUAUCAUCCAGAUGGAAAGAAGAAAUCAUCAUCUCGCUAUUGCCAACUUAUUAAACCAAGUGACAAAGAGUCUGAGACCGACCAAACCGUGCUGAUACCAAAUGAGAACAAAGGCUUUAGUAUCAAGAAACUAUUCAGCUUCCUUGGACCGGCAGUCUUUGUUUCAAUUGGGUACAUGGACCCAGGCAACUGGGCGACAGACUUGGAGGGAGGUAGUAGAUUUGGAUACCAACUGGUAUGGGUAUUGCUUAUGAGUAAUAUUAUGGCCAUGUUGUUACAGAUACUUUCGUUUAAGAUUGCGUUGGUCACGAAGAAGGACUUGGCUCAGAUGUGUGGAUCAGAAUUCCCAAAGGCUAUCAAGUAUGUGUUGUGGGUCAUCAUUGAGAUUGCAAUCACAUCGACAGACUUGGCCGAGGUCAUUGGUACGGCCGUAGCACUGCAGAUUCUGUUUGGAAUACCAUUGAUUGCUGGAGUCCUCAUCACUGCCCUGGACACACUGCUCUUCCUACUCAUUCAGCGAUGGGGCAUUCGCAAGCUCGAGUUCAUCGUACUCGGACUACUCACAAUCAUUGCCUUUUGCUUCAUUGUCGAGUUGUUCAUGAGCAAGCCCAACGCAAAGGACGUGUUUAAAGGAUUCAUCCCAACGCUGUCCAAGGACAGUAUCAUGCCUGCCAUCGGUAUCAUUGGUGCGACGAUCAUGCCACACAAUCUAUUCCUACACAGUGGCGUUGUCAAGUCUCGCAAGAUUGGCAAAGACAAUGCAUCAGUCAGGCAAGCAUUCAAAUAUAACAUUAUCGAUACAGUGGUUGCCCUCAACACUGCAUUCUUUGUCAAUGCAUCGAUCAUCAUUUUGGCUGGUGCCGUCUUUUAUGAGAAUGGCGUGGAGGUAUCAGAUCUGAGCGAUGCUUAUAAGCUGUUGGAGAAUAUUAUGAACUCAAAGGUGGCAUCUAUAAUGUUUGGUGUUGGAUUGCUAUGUGCUGGACAGGCUUCAACCAUCACCGGUACAAUGGCAGGACAGAUUGUAAUGGAGGGAUUCAUACAGAUUAAGCUACCCCCUUGGGUACGGCGACUUGUCACUCGAUUGUUGGCCAUCAUCCCAGCAGUCAUUGUCAUUCUUGCAAUGGGUCCUAGUCAAGUGUACAACCUAUUGAUCAUCUCCCAAGUCAUCCUAUCAAUUGCCCUACCCUUCGCAAUCGUUCCACUUAUCAAGUUCACCUCUGAUCGAGAGAUCAUGGGUGAGUUUGUCAACAGGAUAUGGAUAACCGUUGCAGCAAUCAUAAUUGCAUUGAUAUUGAUUGGAUUGAACAUGAUGGCUAUUGUUCAGUUGAUUCAAGAACUGAUCGAGACGGGUUUGGUUGCAGCCAUCCUCACGUAUAUAUUUAUUGUGCCACUGGUUGUGGCGUUUGUACUGCUACUGGUAUGGGUCAUCUUUUACAAGCAGACUCCAACCAUUAUCAAGUUCAUCAAAUGUAGGGUCCUUGGGGGUGUUGGAACUUAUUAG